AUGAAGCAUAUCAGAACUGAAAUCAUAGAUAUGACGGAACAAAUCGGUGAUUUGGUCGACGAGCUCGUUGCAUGCCAUGCACCACCAAUUCCGUUCUCGCCAACCAUGUACAUAGACCUCGAAGGCGUAAACCUCUGCCGUGAGGGUUCCGUUUUGAUCUUCACCCUUCUAAUCGAUACUGUCAUGCCGCCUGGACGCGUCUACCUGAUCGAUGUGCACACCCUAGGCGCACAAGCAUUCAACACUGCCGGUGCCAAACAGAAGACACUGAUAGACAUCCUUCAAGACGAAAAGAUUCCAAAGGUCUUCUUCGACGUUCGAAACGAUUCAGAUGCGCUGUUUGCGCAUUUCGACGUGGCGCUGCAGGGGGUCGGGGACGUCCAGCUCAUGGAGAGUGCAACGUGGAAGACCACAGUAUCUCUAAAGUUUUUAAGCGGCCUGGCCAAAUGUGUUGAGACAUAUCAACCCAUAUCCUACGGUAGCGGCGGACUAGCUAACUGGAAGCGGGCGAAGGAGAAAGGCGAGCGAUUGUUCAAGGCUGGACAUGGCGGCUCGUAUGAUGUGUUCAACCAGCGUCAGAUCCCAGAGGAUAUCAUAUCUUACUGUGUCGGUGACGUCCAGUAUCUCCCUGAGUUGCUGAAUAGGUUUUGA
Molecule: messenger RNA, 651 nt
Organism: Pyrenophora tritici-repentis Pt-1C-BFP
Lineage: Eukaryota; Fungi; Ascomycota; Dothideomycetes; Pleosporales; Pleosporaceae
Product: 3'-5' exonuclease
Biological process (GO): nucleobase-containing compound metabolic process
Molecular function (GO): 3'-5' exonuclease activity; nucleic acid binding
Source: RefSeq, a predicted model, not a curated record